Molecule: messenger RNA, 3186 nt
Organism: Neurospora crassa OR74A
Lineage: Eukaryota; Fungi; Ascomycota; Sordariomycetes; Sordariales; Sordariaceae
Exons: 1
Coding region: 477-2759 (760 amino acids)
Biological process (GO): regulation of transcription by RNA polymerase II
Cellular component (GO): mediator complex
Molecular function (GO): transcription coregulator activity
Source: RefSeq, a predicted model, not a curated record
CUCCCUCUCCCACCUUUUAAAAGACACUCCCGUCAAACGUGUGUGGUUUGGUGAAAUAAAGAUUCGACACACACUCAAACCAUCUUAUCGACAUUUACAGAUUGGUCAUUUGGGCGGGCCCAUAUCAAUCAGUACUAUCAUUAUUCGGGGCCACGCGCAGCACAGGAAGAGAGAGAGAGUAAGAGAGAGAGCUCAGAAGACUGACCCUCCCUCCAUUCACAUUCCCAGGUUUUGGUCUCAAUUGAUUGGCUCUUGUCUGUCACCUCUCGACGGACUCCGAGCUCUCAAUCUCACUCUCAACAACAACGGAAGAGAAAUCUAUUUUGCGCUCUGCCAACUGUCGACACACUUCAAUACCGACUGAGAGGGCGUCUACGAGGAGGCAGCGAGAUAUUCGAGACCGACCGUCCGAGCACUCUUGCCUGGGCCGGCAAAGGCUCAUUCAUAUGUCCCUGAACCAAUAAACAAACGGCAACAUGACCACGCCAACACCCAUGAAGCAUACUCUUUCCCAGCAGGGGAGCGGAAGGACGCCUUCGCAGACACAGCAUGGAGCAGCAGCCACUCCUCCUGUAUCCACACCCUUUUCCAUGGCUCAUGCUGCUCUAUCCCCCCACGGUUCCCGUCUCUCGCCGCAGGCAGUCAAAAAGUCCCCGGCCAUUUCGGCGGCUGCCCUGCUAAACCAUCCUACCAGCACCAGCGCUGUCAGCUUUGAUAGUCCGUCUGCUGCCGCCGCAUUCAGCAAUUUGCAGCUGUCUGACCUGGAUUUCAAGAGCCUGGGUGGUCUAGCUGGCCUUCAGGUGGGGAGGAACACCGAGGAUGAAAAGGCCAAACGGCUAGAUGAAGUCAUCUCCAUCCUCAGCCAAAACCGCGGUUACGUCAGUGAGGCCGGCCUGGAGAGACUGGCCCAAAAGCUGGAACUCGACUGCAUGUGGGAUGAGCAUAUGGCCGGGGAGUCGAAGCGAACGCUAAUCAUAGCUGGUUCGGCCCUCGAGCUUCUCAUAGGCUUUACAGACAACAUUGUCCAGUCACUUACCUUGGCUUUCCCCGAGUCUUCUGAGAGCGUUAACAAGCACGCCGAAGAUGCAGGAAAAAUCCUUCUGGAGAACCUCAAGCUGCAGCCCGGCCAAAGCCCACUGACCAAGCAGCUCGAUAAGUUUUCGGUCAACUUUGAGCGUCUGGCCAUCUUGGAUAAGUUGAGCAUUGCCUCGGUACUUAAUCUGUACGAGGCUAUCGCCGGAGUCUUUGACAGCCUGAGUCGGCUACAUCAGUGGGAGCUACAAAAGGUUCGCGAGGAUGCGUCCCUUGCCGGACGGACUGAUGAGUAUCUUCGCAACAUCAUCCUCUGUAAUCGCAGCGGAACUCCUGCUAUGAACGCCCGGGGCAAAGUAGGCAUGAGAAUUGACUACUGGAAGAACAAGCAUCUUCAGCCCCCAACAAACCCACAGACAGCCGCCUAUGUUGAGAAGCACGAAAAGAUCUGGGGCAUUCUUGUCGGAUGUGCCCCCGUCAACAGGAAUCUCGAUGUGAAUGUCCAUCCCGUUCGGGUUUCUAACCAUUGGAUCUCCGAGAAUGUUGAGUUGCCCCAUAUUCCUGGAGAUCUACAAACGAGCCCUAUGGUACACUGGCUGGAGCCCGAAGAUACAAUCGUUCCCCCAGAUCCUGAAAAGGCUGGGGAUUCUCUCCUGGGCCCGCGCCUGCCCUCGGUCACUUUCAGCGCCACUUUUGAUCCUCCUAUCCAUAUUUCCUUUGGCCUUUGGGAGCAGCUUCGGAGUAUGGGCAUCGGAAUACCAGCCAUGGACGUAUCAAAGUCCUUUGACAACCUCGUGUUCCCCAUAGCACCCGGUGGCUACUACGAUCCAACAGAACCACGAGAGAUUCACCACACAAAGGACAUCAAUUACCAGUUACCAGGUUCACCAGCUUGGGUAUCGAGAAAACACGCCAAUUCACUCUACAUCUACAAACCAGUAUACGGCAAGACCUUGACCGAGGCCUCCUUCUCACACCCGCAGCACCUCAUCGCCAUGCUGCCCUACCUCAGGCAGUACGCCUUCCUCUCCACCCUCCUAGAAAACAGCUUCAAAGAGGACACGGGUCCGAAACGGACUCCUCCCCAAACCACCGCCCACCCAGACUCCUUUUCCACAAAGACCAGCACCAACCGCGACGAAUUCAACCGAUUCAUGAGCCUCUCCCCCACCCUCGUCAAACCUCCCAGUGACGAAGCCCCAACACCAAUGGACAUAUCCACCUCCAUGUCCAUUGACGCCAGCUCCCAACCCAACCACAGCGGCACCGUACCCAUGUCCAUCGACGGCGGCGCCUCCCAACACAUCUUCCCCUCCCAAGCCGCCCACUCCCAACCCACCUCCCACCUCUCCUCGAACAACAACAACAACCAAAACCACCAAGUCCCGCCCACCAGCAGCGGCGGCCCCAACAACCACAGUACCCUCACCCACACCUUCACCUCUGGCCCCGACCCAGAAGCAAUCAAAAUCGACAUCAACCUGACCAUGGUGCAUGCGCCCCGGCUGCAAAUCGCCUUCCCGUUCCGCGCCUCCGAGACCGCCAUUGUGGUGCUGGAGAUUCGCGAAAACGGGCAGGUGCACGUGGAAUCGCAGAACGUGCUGGACGAGCGGAACAGUGUGGCGCCGAAUGGACGGGAGAGGCGGGUGGAGGACUUGGGCAAGAUGUUGGAGACGGUGGAGGAUAUUGGGAAGUGGGUGGAGUUUGUGAGGACGAGGUGGGCUUAGGGUGUCCAAGGGCUGAGGGGGGUGAGAAGAUGGAGAUGGUUAUAGACAGAGAGAGAGGGAGACUAGAAAUGGGGAUGGAGAUGCGAGAUGGAGAAUGGAGAGGCAGAGGAAGAGGCAGAGGAAAACGGAGAAUGAAAAGGAAAUGGGGGGAAGUUAAGAAACGGAUCCAGGUUCUGAGAGAGCAGGAAUUCCGAUCCUCAUCUUGAAUUACGAAUUUCCGUGGAGAGGUACGGGAGAUUGUCAUCAUCCCCUUUUGUUGCCUAGUAGGAGUAGGAAGAGUCAAGUUCCUUCUUCGCAAGUGGCCAGCGACAAUGAGAAAAAGCGAUUAUUGUUUUCUUCGGCUAAACUUGCAGUUUCCGCUUCGUACGUACAGAUAGACACAGUCAAAAAGUUACAGGAGCCUAUAUUUAUCUGAGUGACGACGGGG